Molecule: messenger RNA, 957 nt
Organism: Ziziphus jujuba (common jujube)
Lineage: Eukaryota; Viridiplantae; Streptophyta; Magnoliopsida; Rosales; Rhamnaceae
Exons: 1
Coding region: 1-957 (318 amino acids)
Source: RefSeq, a predicted model, not a curated record
AUGCAGUCCCUCGGGGUAGUCUUUGGUAUUUUCAAAGAUUCCUACAAAAUCAUCAACUCUGGGAAUGUGAGCCUUUACAAAAUCAUCUGUUUCCUCAUCCUUCCUACCUAUUUCAUCUCCCUGAUAAACAAACUAGCUUCCGAUGCAUUGUUACCUGAAACCGGCCUCAAUAAUCAAACUAAUACUACUACCACCUUCAACCAAACCCAGGAAAGCGGCCUCGCUACUUUCGGGCCCUACAUUCCUUAUUCCCAUCUGUUUUCCUCCGAAUUCGCACCAUUUUGGCGCUUACAACUUGAAUGCUUUAUCCCCACCCUCUUCUUCAAACUCCUCUACACCUCUGCAGGUAUUUACACCGCAGCAUAUAUCCACACCGGCCAAGAUGAUGUGAUUUUCCCCAAGGUCAUGGCCGUUGUCUGCUCAAAGGUUUGGAAGAGGCUCUUCUUCACCUUCUUCUCUACUUUCAUCGCCUUCAUCGCCUUCACAGCAGUGGCGACGCUAGUACUCGCAACCGCGUGCACAACAUUUUUAACCGUGAUAAGCUCAAGAGCUAGUGUUAUAACUAUUUCCAUUGUGGUUUUCUUUGUCAUGCUCACCUACUUGACAGGGUUGGUGUACCUGAUGCUAAUUUCGCAAUUGGCUAACGUGGUGUCUGUGUUAGAAGAAUCUGGAGGGUUUACGGCCAUGAAAAAGAGCAAUCAGCUUCUCAAGGGAAACAUGUGGGUGGUGGCUAUCAUCAUGUUUUUCUUUCUGGCUAUUGUCCAUUGUGUCGUUCAAUAUGCAUAUGGGAAGCUGGUUAUGUAUGCAUGGUCUUUGGGAACGAUGUCUGUGAUAAUAUCCUCAUUGUUGCCUAUUAUGUUCACAUUGAUUGAAUUAGUCAGCCAAACAGUUCUCUACUUUGUUUGCAAGUCUUACCACCAAGAGAAAGUUGAACUUGACCAAGUUAAUAAUGUUUGA